AUGUCGUCAGUUUUUAAUAAGUGUCUUUUUUGCGUUAAAAGUAAAAAAAGGUGUGAUUAUUAUGGAAUGCCGGGAGAGUUCCGAUGUGAAAGAUGUGUAAAGAAGGAAGAAUGCCGGUUCUUAUGUGAAGUUUGUUGUGAAAGUAUUAAGGAUAGAAAUUUAUCAGACUCAUGCCCGAAUUGUAAAGUGGCUACAAAAGAACCACCUGAGAAGUGUGAUUUUAUUAUGGAUGUGGCUUAUCAAAAACUUUACCUUAGCAUUGAACGGUCAAAGUGCAAUCAUAAAAUUGAAAUUACUCCUAAUGAAGUGAAAAGAUGUACUACCUAUCUUGUAGCUUUUUCAAAUGCUUCCAGUCUUUCUGAAGCAUCCAUGGCACCCACUCCCACCUUACCUGUAUCGUGUACAUCAUUGUCACCUCAGCUUUAUGCACAAAACGCUUUUCAAUUUCCCGUCAAUCUUUUGAAUGUGCAAUCACAAACAUACGAUCCAAGAUUAAACACAAAUAUCUCACUGAACAGUAUUUUACCACGUUACAACCCAUCGCAGUAUUAUAACUCAAACAUACUUCAAUCAAAUGGCUUCCUACACAAUGGCUAUGAUCAAGAUACUUGGUUCACCGGCUGA
This is a messenger RNA of Racocetra persica, 624 nucleotides long. The record is from the annotation of a GenBank genome assembly. NCBI's taxonomy places the organism in Eukaryota, Fungi, Glomeromycota, Glomeromycetes, Diversisporales, Gigasporaceae.